AUGGCUUGUUUUGAAGUAUAUGUGGCGUUCAUUUCAGUUUUGGCAGUGAACAUAAAAGGGACGACUAUCCCACGGGAUGCAGAGUCGCUCCUAGCUCUGAAACAGAGCUUCACUGGCUUUCCCCUCGACGAUUGGUUGGAGGGGAACCUCUCCAACUUCUGUACUUGGACGGGUGUCACCUGUGACCAUUCCAAUCAAAGCGUAAUAGCCCUCAAUCUCCAAAACAAGGCCAUCUUUGGCUCCUUACCACUACACUUCCCCAUCUUUAGCCACCUUACUACACUCAAUCUUUCCUCCAAUCGUAUUAGCGGCCAAAUUCCGUCCUCUGGCUUCGCGUCCUGCUCUGCUCUCACUUUUCUCUCUCUGGACCGAAACAAUUUCACCGGCCCACUUCCCUUAUCUCUCUCCAACUGCACCGCGCUGAAAAUACUUGACCUGUCUGAGAACGAGCUUAUCGGUCCCAUACCUUCCAGCCUUUCAAAUUUAUCAAACCUGCAGCAGCUCAACCUCCGUUAUAACAAUUUCGCGGGCCCAAUUCCUGAAUCUCUGUCAAACUGUACCAAUCUGGUAGUGUUAGAUUUAUGUUUCAACUAUUUAAUCAACGGAACAAUACCCAAAGGGCUGGGGCUUCUUACCAGGCUGCAAAACCUGGGCUUAAGCGGUAACCGUCUCUCCGGUCCAGUACCGGUGACCGUUAUCUCCAAUCUGACUCAGCUCCGGAUAUUGAAGGUGGGUCUCAACCGUAUGAGCGGCCCGAUUCCUUCAUGGCUCGGUCAAAUGCCAUUCCUGGAAGAGCUAUGGAUGGGGGGAAGUCUAUACGAAGGGCCCAUUCCUUCUUCGCUGGGGAACAUAUCUUCUCUCAGAAAACUAAACAUCUACAACAACACUCUCACAGGUAAUAUUCCGAAAUCAUUGGGCCAACUUUCCCGCCUGACCGUACUAAGCAUCUCGUAUAAUUAUCUCAGUGGCUGUCUUCCGGCGGAGCUGGGGAAUCUUACAGUUUUGCAGAUGGCAAUUGUGAGGGGAAAUUCAUUAGGCGGAAGUAUUCCGCCCGAGCUUGGCAGUUUGAAAUUCCUUCAACAAUUUGCAGCCGAAGAGAAUAAUUUCAGCGGAAGGAUUCCAACGGAGCUGAGCAACUGUUCGGCACUGGGGAUUCUCAGACUCCAGAGCAAUCAGCUAAGCGGGUCCAUACCCCCACAGCUUGGUCGCCUACGCUUACUGGCGGAAUUGCACUUGGAGCAAAACCAAUUGUCAGGAAAGAUACCGGAAUCCCUUUCAAACUGUACCAAUCUUCAGGGUCUAACCCUCGGCUACAAUCUGCUACAAGGUAACAUUCCUCCCGCUAUUGCAAACCUGCGGAAUAUAGUUCAUUCAUUUUCAAUGCCCCGUAAUCUACUCACUGGAAAAAUUCCAGCAGAAAUAGGGGGCAUGCUGUCUGUUGCUGUAAUAGACCUGGCCGGAAAUCGUCUAGGCGGCGAAAUCCCUGAGAGCUUGGGAAAUUGCGUGGAGCUGCUGCAGCUGAACCUUUCAAACAAUCAAUUGAAUGGUCGAAUUCCGCAAACCUUGGGCUCACUUAUUACUCUCACGGACUUGGAUCUCUCUCUCAACAAUUUAUCUGGUCCCAUACCAAGUUACCUUGGCGACAUGGAAACACUUCGUUUUCUGAAUCUUUCUUAUAACCAUCUGUCUGGUCCUAUUCCCAGCCGGGGUGUCUUUAGAAAUCUACCGACCAGCUCUUUCACUGGGAAUUCUGAUGUCUGCAGUCUACAAUGCCCGAAAUCAUCAGCUCAAUCUUCCAGCGGUCUCUCAAACCUAUUCAAGUUCUUAAUUAUCCUGGGAUUGUUUGCUUUUGGAGCUGUUGUUCUAACGGCCAUGGUGUACUUGAAUUUUCACAGGCGCAAAGCGAUUGCUCCGGAGACCAACGAUCAGUACCCAGAACAGAGGGAUUCGUUUAUGAAGAAAAAUUUAGUCAAAUUUAAUUACCAAGAGCUCUUUCAUGCGACUUCAGAUUUUAGCGACACAAACAUAAUCGGCUCUGGUAGAAUGGCAACCGUGUAUUGUGGGAGGCUGAAUAUAACAAGCAGAGACCAAGCUGUAGCCGUGAAGAGAUUCAAGGAAGAUAUCAACGACUGUGUUGCAGUGAGAGAGAGCCUGAUUGCUGAGAUCCAAGCACUGGCUAUGACAAAACACCGUAAUUUGGUUCGCUUGUUGGGCUACUGUUUGGAUUCAAAGGCCAUUGCUUUGGUGAUGGAGAUGAUGCCGAAUCGAACCUUGGCCGAUCAUAUACAAGAAAAGACACUCACCUGGAGUAUAUGCUUGAGAAUUGCGCGGGGCGUUGCUCAGGGCUUGAAGUACCUUCACCAUGAAUGCCCGCAGCAAGUUUUACACUGCGAUUUAAAACCGUCCAACAUCUUGCUAGACAUGGACUUCGAGCCCGGGAUUGCCGAUUUCGGGAUUUCCAGAAUCCUGAACUACAAUGACCUGAGCCGUGGAUUUAGCAUCUCCAAUUUGCAAGGAUCUAUCGGUUACAUGCCACCAGAGUAUGCUUUGAGUGGAAGAAUGACAACGCGAGGAGACGUGUACGGCUAUGGGGUUGUCAUUCUAGAAAUGGUAUCAGGGCAAAAUCCAACGUCCGAGAUGUUUACAGAGGAAAAUUCGCUUCCAAUGUGGGCACUGAAGACUUCCAUGGAUGGCACUCCAUUGCAGGUAAUUGAUACUCACCUUCAUACGCUUGAAGGCUUGGCAGGAGACAGCGAGCAGGAAAUGAUUAAUAUGGUGCAUUUGGGACUGGCUUGCACCUCGUCCAGACCUGAAAAUCGCCCAACCAUGAAUGAGGUAGUCAGAAUUCUGGAGAGAAUUUCGGACGCGCGGACAACAACUAAGCUACCUUCGAUCACGGAACAGAGAGAAUCCACUUGCUAG
This is a messenger RNA of Cryptomeria japonica (Japanese cedar), 2922 nucleotides long. Its product is annotated as LRR receptor-like serine/threonine-protein kinase FLS2. Lineage: Eukaryota; Viridiplantae; Streptophyta; Pinopsida; Cupressales; Cupressaceae. The record is from RefSeq and is a predicted model, not a curated record. The transcript is spliced from 2 exons. Bases 1 to 2922 code for a protein of 973 amino acids. Gene Ontology annotation, molecular function: ATP binding; protein kinase activity; protein binding. Gene Ontology annotation, biological process: protein phosphorylation.